AUGAAGAAAAGACUGUGCAGCCAAGAAACUGAUUCUCCUUUUCUGAGUUGUUCUGAGAUUGAACAGCCCAGCAGAGUUGAUAGCAUGAAUCCUGUCCUUUCCAUCUCUCUGCCCCUAGUCUUUGCCUUGACUUUGGGGCAAAGUCUGGCUCUUUGUAUCCCUGUUGAUUAUGUCAUCCAUGUGGAGAAGAGAGAAUGUGGCUACUGCUUAGCUAUCAACACCACCAUCUGUGAAGGAUUCUGCAUGACCUGGGACAGAAAUAUUAAGAAGUUACUGCCCAGGAGGCUGAGUGCCUUAUCCCAGAAUGUGUGUACAUACAAGGAACUGGUGUACAGGACUGUGAUGAUACCUGGCUGUCAACACCAUGCUGUCUCUUACUAUUCUUAUCCUGUGGCAGUGAGUUGCAAAUGUGGGAAAUGCGACACUGAUUACAGUGACUGUGUGCAAGAGGCAAGUGGCGCUGGUUAUUGUGCAAUGUUCUAG
Thamnophis sirtalis is the source of this 483-nucleotide messenger RNA. RefSeq names its product thyroid stimulating hormone subunit beta (gene TSHB). Gene Ontology annotation, biological process: G protein-coupled receptor signaling pathway. Gene Ontology annotation, molecular function: hormone activity. The record is from RefSeq and is a predicted model, not a curated record. Gene Ontology annotation, cellular component: cytoplasm; extracellular region. NCBI's taxonomy places the organism in Eukaryota, Metazoa, Chordata, Lepidosauria, Squamata, Natricidae.